GUGUAAAUCAUCUUCUCAAAUAUAUUUAAUUUCGCGUCUUUGUAACUCCUGUCUUUAGUGUAAUAUCUGUAAGCACGGAGUAACGUUUCAAAUGUUUACAAUUUAAAGCAACUAUUAUUUUAAUAAAUUCGAUACAUAUUGUCAAUCAUCGAGAUGUUCGAUAAACGAUAUUUAACUAUACUUAUAAUUAAUUUUAUCGCAAUAAGCAUUGAAAUCGAUGCUUGGAACAUAUGGAAAAUACAAAAGUUUCCAGAACGACGACGUUUAUGGCAAACGAAUGAAAAUCGAUCUCAAGAAUCUUACGAUCCCGAAACGCACAUGUCAGCUCUUCAAAAUGUUAGAAUGGCACAAAAUAAGAGAGAAAAACGACUUUUUCCACUCUUCACCGUGGUAAGAUUUGAGAAUAAUGCCUGUGGUGGAUUGAAUGGUGAAAAUGGUACUUGCAUAUCAUCAACUGAAUGUUCGCAGCGAGGUGGUAUAUCCAGCGGAGUUUGUGCAAAUGGUUAUGGCGUCUGUUGUAUCGUCAUGGCCUCAUGCGGACAAACGAUCAACGAUAAUAAUACUUAUUUCGUUAAUCCUAAUUAUCCAUCGACGUUUGAUGGUACGGACUCUUGUCAGCUGACUCUUUUGAAGUUGCAUCCGGAUGUGUGCCAAUUUAGACUGGAUUUUGUACAAUUUACGAUAAGAGGACCCGAGACGAUCAACAAUCUAUGCACUUACGAUCAAUUUAUUGUUUCUGGGGGUAAUCCAGUACCAACCAUUUGUGGAACUAAUAAUGACAACCACAUGUACAUCGAUGCUGGUAUAGGACAAACUAAUCCCAUUGCACUGACAUUCGUCACGAGCGGAAGUUCCUUUCCACGAUCCUGGAAAGUCCGAAUCUCACAGAUUCGCUGUAACACAAUUUAUAGAGCCGAAGAAGGAUGUUUGCAAUAUUUUACCGGUGUAUCAGGGCAAAUAAAAUCAUUCAAUUUCGAUGCCUCGACCGGCUUACAAUUGUCCAAUCAGGAUUACAGUAUAUGCAUCAGAAUGGAAAGAAACUUUUGUGGUGUUCAAUAUAUGCCAUGUUCGGAUGAAGCUACGAUGGUAUCUAAUAGUGGUUCAGGACAAAUGUCUCGUAAUAAUGCAUUCACUUUAACGGGUAAUACUCAAGGAACCCAAAUAGCUUCUAUGACAGGUGCCAUGUGUCAAACAGAUUGGCUGAUGAUUCCUUGUGCGAUUAACGUAGGCAAAUCUCCUUCAAUGUCCACUACUUGUGUAGACCGAUUAUGUGGCGGUACCUUUAAUGCCGAUAAUCAAAACCUUAACUCAUCUUCGGUCAUUAGUACUGUCAAACCUUUCAGAUUAAUCUUUCAUACAGAUGCAACCGAAGCACCUAAUGAUGUUGGAAAUAGAGGAUUUUGUUUAAAUUAUAUUCAACAACCGUGUACGACAAAGUUGAGGUAAGGUAUUACGUAGACAUCCGAAUGGCAGA
Messenger RNA from Vespula vulgaris, 1474 nucleotides. Its product is annotated as cubilin-like. Lineage: Eukaryota; Metazoa; Arthropoda; Insecta; Hymenoptera; Vespidae. The record is from RefSeq and is a predicted model, not a curated record. The transcript has 7 exons. Bases 154 to 1446 code for a protein of 430 amino acids.